Cololabis saira (Pacific saury) is the source of this 2940-nucleotide messenger RNA. RefSeq names its product tubulin tyrosine ligase-like family, member 6 (gene ttll6). Gene Ontology annotation, molecular function: tubulin binding; tubulin-glutamic acid ligase activity. Gene Ontology annotation, biological process: protein polyglutamylation; microtubule cytoskeleton organization. The transcript has 15 exons. The record is from RefSeq and is a predicted model, not a curated record. NCBI's taxonomy places the organism in Eukaryota, Metazoa, Chordata, Actinopteri, Beloniformes, Belonidae. Gene Ontology annotation, cellular component: cilium.
AUGGGUCUACUGGUGGAAAGCCCUGACAGAGAAGGAGUUGUAAACAAAUAUGAGCAGCAGGGAGAGGAAGAGGGAAACAAAAUCCAAGCGGAGGCCCGCGCCUGCACCCCGUCAACACCAACUAGCAAGAAGAGAAAGAAAAACAAGAGGAGAUGAUUGCGGAUCUGUCUCACAAACUGCAAAUUUGAAAGUGUGCGGCGAGCUGCUCAUAAAUACGGCCUCAGGGAGGUCAUGGAGGAGGAAGAUUGGACACUGUUUUGGACGGACUGCUCUGUGUCGUUGGACCGUGUGAAGGACAUGAAGCGUUACCAGAAAAUAAACCAUUUACCAGGGAUGAGCGAGAUCUGCCGCAAAGAUUUACUGGCAAGAAACUUGAACCGCAUGCUGAAACUUUUUCCUAAGGACUACCACAUCUUCCCAAGAACGUGGUGCCUUCCUGCAGAUUACGGAGACUUCCAAGCUUAUGCCAGGGGCAAAAAAAACAAAACAUACAUCUGUAAACCAGUUGUGGGUUGCCAAGGCAAAGGUAUCAUCAUCACCAAAUCCACUAAAGACAUUCAGCCCGGAGAACAUUUGAUCUGCCAGGUUUACAUCUCCAGGCCUCUCAUAAUUGACGGAUACAAGUUCGACUUGCGGCUCUAUGUGCUAGUGACGUCAUGUGACCCAUUCAGCAUAUUCAUGUUCAAGGAGGGACUGGUCCGCUUCUGCACCACAGAAUACAACGAGCCCACACACGGCAACGUGAAUGACGUCUGCAUGCAUCUCACCAACUACUCCAUCAACAAGAACAGUGAGAACUUUGUCCGGGAUGAAGACGUUGGCAGUAAACGAAAGUUUUCCAGCCUCAACAAGCACCUUGAGUCCACCAACUGCAACGUAGAGAAUAUGUGGAAUGACAUCGAGGACAUCGUCAUAAAGACUCUGAUCUCUGCUCACCCCAUCCUGAAGCACAAUUAUCACACGUGUUUCCCCAACCACGCCACAGGCAGCGCGUGCUUCGAGAUCCUGGGCUUCGAUGUGCUGUUGGACCACCGGCUCAAACCCUGGCUGCUGGAGGUGAAUCACUCCCCGAGUUUCACCACAGACUCACAGUUGGACCGUGAGGUGAAAAACGCCUUGCUCUAUGACUCUCUGGUCCUCAUCAACCUGGGCGCCUGUAAUCAUCACAAGGUCAUCAAAGAGGAGAGACGUAGGGUGCAGGACAGGCUGCAACAGAACCGCUGCAGAGGGGCCAGGUCCGAGGAGCUGCAUCAGAGCCAGGCAUUCCUGCUGGAGCAGAUGGAGAAGUACGAGGCCGCACACCUGGGGGGUUUCAAAAGGAUCUAUCCCAGAGAGGGAGGGGAAAAGUUCGACAAAUACUUCAAACAUAGCAGCUCGCUCUUCCAGGAGACUUCAGCCUCCAAGGCCAGAGAGGAGUGUGCCAGGCAACGCCUGCAGGAGCUGCAGCUGAAGCAGCAGCAGAAGCAGAAGCAGAAGCAGAAGGGAGGUCGGAGGAGAGACUUGCAGGGGGAGACGGCGGGGGAGAGAGUCAGACCCCUCCGAGCUGCUCGGCCUCGCCGUGACCCUCCGCCGUCCCCUCAGUCCGACGUGCCGGUGGAUACAGAGGCUGGUGAGGUCCAAGAGGAGGAGGAGCAGUGUGAGAGGGAGGAGGAGGAAGGGAAGGAGGCUGACUCGGAGGAGCAAGAGCGGAUCCACUCGCUGCUCCAGAGGAAGAAACUGCUGCAGGAGCAGGGGGUGGUGGAGCAGAUCCAGCACUCGCUGCAGGGCCAGAGGGGGAGAGGUGGAGUCCUGCAGGACGUCAGGGAAGCCUGCAGACAUCAGCAGAGUGAGCAAGUUCAUCAGAGCCAAGAGGAGACAAAGUUUGAUUUCUUGACAUCAUUUUCCCAAACAGCGAAACAGCAGCAGCCCCUUCCUCAGAUCUCACAGCAGCAGCGGCUUGACCCUCUCCUGACUCAGCAGCGUUUGCUCGGGGCCUCCGUCGCCCCGAGGAGCCCGCAGGAGUCCAUCUCCCUGCGCUGGCAGCCCCAGGUCCUGAAAAAACAUGGACAAACACUGAGUACCGUCUCUGCACAUCAGACGCCAGAACCAGGUACAAAUACAGCUGAACACUCCAGUAGCUAUCCCCUUUUCAGGCAGACCAGCAGGAGCAGCUCCUCAGAGAGCCCGUCCCGACCCAGCAACCCCGUCCUAAACCGCGUCCCUAAAGGGGCUCUGCGCCCUGCCUGCACGCCCCAGAACCCUGCGGCCCUGCAGAGCCUGCACAUCAUCUCCACACGUGUCCCGCUGCUCAGGAGGCCUGGCUUUUGUCACAUCAGCUCCACUCAUAGAGCUCCCCAAUACAAGGACCGACCCCUGAAACCCAGCGAGCAGGGGCUGAAAAUCCCCACUGCUGGGACCUCUGUCCCUGAAGCUGCAGCAGGGUUUGCUUGUACAAGCAGCGAAUGAGGAGAGCUGGAGGUGGAGGACAGUGGAACUGGGAGAAUGCAGUGAAACACACGGUGAAUGGAAAGAAUGUCCUGUGUUUGUUCUGCCUGUUAAACAACCUGUAGCACUGCUGCGGCUUUUUGACUUCAUAUGUAAGAAUCUGAAGUUUGAUGAUCACACACACAUCACAAAUAGAGUGCCAAUGUUAAAGCAGACGGACCUGGUGUAACUGCAGGGAUCCAAAUCACAUUUCCUCAAAGAUCAAACACAAUUAAUACAUUCAGUGUUAAUUGGUUUUUGAUAUAAACCUAUUUUUGGCUCUGUGAAACAGUGAUGUAAUCUGGGUUUAUAGCCAUCAAAGUAUUAAUGGAUCUCUAAAAAGAAUCAUACUGAAAGUGGUGUGGCUGAGAAACAUGGAAAAUAAAACCUGCUGCUUCUUGUCUGGUGGAUUUUUUUUAUUUGUUUUCUUUUUAGUACAUUCAAAUGCAAAAAAAAAAAACGAAUUUGAAUUGACAA